AUGAUUGCAAAGCUCAAGUCUUCACAACCGGGCACGCCGACAUCGCUGCGGCACUCGACGACGGCGGACGGCGAAACCAUGCGCCUCCUCAGCAGGCCGACGAACGGGCACGGCAGAACGGCGUCCUCGUCGUCCUUGACCCCGUCGCCGGGCGCGUCAGCGGUGCCAUCGCGCUCGUCAUCGCCAUCGCAUGGUCGAGAGGUCGACGAGAAGGCGGCGGGUACGAGCUUACCCGACACUCAAUCGCAGCAAGAUCCUCAACCCUUCACGUUGAGCGCUGAGGAGAAGGCGGCAAAGGAGGCCCACAAGCGCGAGCUGUGGCUAAAGGCUGCGCCAGUCGUCGCUGCCGUACCAGUUCUCAUGCUUAUCGGCUUCCCCCUCGGCCUGAGCCUCGCGCUCAUCGCUCCCCUCCCGCUCCUCUUCGGGACGUACAAAGACCACGAGGCCACCCGCGAAGAAUGGUUCAUCGUCUGGGGUAUCGUCACCGCUGGUGUGCUGUACUCGGCCGGCGUGAACGUGGUACUUGCGGCGCUUGUCCUCGUCCCUCCCGUCCUGUUCCUCGUGUUCGACCCCCGCCAUCCUGGCGACAAGCCGGUCCACGACGACCCGUUCCCGCCCGACACGGCACAGCACGACUCGGUCGCCUGGGUGAACCACGCCCUCACCUCCCUCUUCCCUGUCGUCUCCUCCGACGUCCUCACACCGUUCAUCGACUUGCUCGAAGACGCCCUCAUGGACCAGGUGCCCCCUGUUGUCACCUCUGUCCGUGUAACCGGUGCAUCGCUCGGCAGCCAGCCCCUGCUCCUCACCUCGAUGCGCCACAUCACCAACGACGACUGGUUCAAGGCCAGCACUCAGGCACCUGAAGAAGUCAAGGUCAACGGCAAGCCCAGAUCGUUCACCGUGUCGUCUGGCGCGCCUGUGGUGACGCCGCAAUCCAAUGUCCCCGUCCCCGCUACCCCGUCCACGCCGGCCCAAGCGAAUGCGUCAGCAGCUGUCCCUGUUACCCCCGGUACUCCUCCCCUGCCUGCGGCACCCGCGACACCCGCGACACCCGGGACGCCAACGCCAGUGACGCCAGCACCUGCUACUCUCGCUCCGGCAACCACAAGAGCUGGCCGCAGCUCGUCCAAUGCUUCAAGAACCUCGUCCAAGGCCCCCUCGCUCAAGGCCGAAUCCGUAUCGGAGCACGCUGCAGUUCACCCGCUAGACCCCGUCGGCGUCUCAGCUGUAACUGACUCUGAGCAACUCCGAAAACGCGACCGCCUGCUUCAGAGAAUCCGUGGCGCGCCUACAGAGCUUGUCGCCAGCGGCGGCAGACAAAAGGCAGACGCGAUUGAUGACGAAGAGGGCGAGUUUGUCAACUUCGAGGUCGGAUUCCAGUACCGCCACUCUGCCGAUGCCCGUGCCAGAGGACUCGGCCUGCACAUGCUUGCGUACUUUGGCUGGGGAGUCAAGGGUGUUGGCGGCUCGGAAAUCCCAGUCUACAUUGAUGUUGUGGAGCUCAAGGGCAAGAUGCUCAUCAGACUGCUGCUUACCGCAUCGCCUCCGUUUGUCCGGAUGGCGACUGUCACGUUCCUUUCAAUGCCCGAGUUCAACAUCUCGGCUCGACCCCUCCGAAGCAUGGGCUUUGGGAGUAUCAACGCCAUGGACCUGCCACUGAUCAAGCAGUAUAUUCAAAAGUCGAUCGCCCAGGUCGCAGGGCACUUUGUCAGACCCAAGCGAUACACGAUGGAUGUCGAUCGUCUGUUGCUCGGCAAGGACGCGGCCAUCAGAACUUCCGCCAUUGGUGUUCUGCAGGUUGUCAUUCACAGCGCGACGGAUCUGCCAAAGGCGGACACUGUCGGCUCUUGUGACCCGUACCUCGCCAUCUCGUUCUCCAAGUUCAACAAGCCGGUGUACAGCACGCGAACCAUUGUGGACAACCAGAACCCGAUCUAUGACGAGAACGCGUUCGUGCUGGUCAACGAGGACACGAUUAUCACCGGCGAGAAGCUAAGACUACGCAUGUACGACUCGGAUCGGUUCUCUGCCGACGAUGCGCUGGGCCAGGUCGAGGUCGACGUGGAGGAGCUUGUCGACAUGUCGACCAAGGGCGAAAAAAGCUAUGAGCUGUUUGCGCGCAAGGAUAAGCUUGCGCCGAUCCGCGUCGGGAUGAAGACACAGGGCGAGCUGCAGUGGUCGGUGCGCUUCUUCCCGCUGUGGAAGAUGCCGCCGGAGCAGGUCGAGAAGAGAAUGGAGAGAGCCAGAAAGCACCACGCCGACGAGGGGAUUCAAGCACCGUGGUGGAUCAAGUGGAUCGAGGAAUUGGUCGAAAAGCCAGAGUGGGAAAAGCAGAGAGAGAAGGAACGAAAGGAGACGCUCGCCAUGUUCUGCACAGAGCGCCAGAGGGAGGAGGUUGAAGCCAUGGCGCGACCGACCGCCGAGUUGCCGUCCGGUGUGCUCCAAUUCCACAUUCACCAGUGUAUCGAUCUUGAACUCGAGUCCCUGGCCGGCACAUACUCUGCCAAUGUUAGCAAGAGGAAAUCGGCAGCCAUGGGCAAGCCUGCGCUCGCCGAUGUCGUGGACCGUGCGCCGAGCGAGAUCACCAACCCGCCAAGCGCAUAUGUCGAAGUGCACCUCAACGACAAGCUGGUGUACCGCACGCGCACCAAGCAGCUCAACCCGGUGCCAUACUUCAACGCCAUGAGCGAGCGCUUCAUUCGUGACUGGCAGCUGGCCAAAAUCACGUUUGUGGUCAAGGAUGAGCGUGACCGCGAGCACGAUGCGAUUCUCGGCAUUGUAUCCUUGAGACUCAAGGAUGUGUUCAAGAAGCGCGCACAGGAGACGCACUGGUACCCGCUCGUCGGCGGCCUCGGGUGGGGCAAGAUGCGCCUCUCGCUGCUGUUCAAGCCGCUGGACAUCCACCUGCCCAAGGGUAUCUCGACGUACGAGGUGGCGACGUUUGAAGUCACGUCGUUGUCCACGACCGACUUCUCGAGCGCCUUUGGCAAACCCCCGUCGCUCGUGAUUGAGACGGACCACGACAAGGCGAUCCUGGACUCAUCUGGUGCUGGUGCAUCCAGAGACAGCCUGGACGACGAGCCACAGCUCGCCGACCUUGGCCACUCGGUCGCGCCCACCGACGACUCGGCGUCUACCAAGUCUGGCAAGUCUGGUGUGUCGUCCACACGCCUCUCGGCCGUACCGACUACGACCAGAGUCGCAUGGGACGUUGCCAAACCUGUACGACUGGCCGUCAUGUACAGAACCUCGGGGUCCGUCCUCUUCAGCUUUGUCACGCGCGGACGGAUCAAAAAGUCAAAGUACCACGCCAUUGCGACACUGCGUCUCGACGACGUCGUCGACGGCAACCAGGAAUCUAGAGUCAUCCCGGUGUUCGCCACGUCCUCACCGCGUGAUGCCAUCCGAGCGGCGUUAGUCUUCAACCAGUACCAGCGACAGGGGGACCCAGCGACUCUGUACAGGAACUCGAACGACAUCCGCAUGAUUGGGUUCAUUCACAUCUCGUUUGUUCUCCACCCCGGUAUCAGCCGUGCACACCAGAAGCUCGCCAAACGGGACCUCAAGUUCCGUGCAACGUACAAUGCAUGGGAGGCGACGCGAAUGAUCGACGCGACGCCGGCGCAGAUCGCGGCCGCGAAUGCCGAAAAGGACAAGGAGAAGGACGAUGGGUACGACACGGACGACUCGGAGGACGACGAUUUGGACUCUGGUGACGAGGCGCCCGAGGCCAAGCAGCGCGCUGAUAAGCUGCACGACGACGAUACUCGCGCCAUGCUUCAAGAGAGCAAUGCGCAUGGCAAGGCCCUUCGCCAAGGAAACCGUGGUCUGUUCCAGCUGAAAAUCGCCCGCACGGGCAAGCUUGUUAAGGAUAAGAUUGAGUCCAAGCUGCUCUCGAGCGCUGAGAAGACCAAGCAGGACCGGCGGCCGCGCGGAGGUGAUCUCGAGGUCGAGCAGGAGGGACAGAGCCGGUUCUAG
Vanrija pseudolonga is the source of this 3981-nucleotide messenger RNA. Its product is annotated as Meiotically up-regulated protein. The transcript has 5 exons. The coding region runs from base 1 to 3981 and encodes 1326 amino acids. Lineage: Eukaryota; Fungi; Basidiomycota; Tremellomycetes; Trichosporonales; Trichosporonaceae. The record is from RefSeq and is a predicted model, not a curated record.